GUACGCACGAGUUUAGGCGGCACGCCGUCGCCACGGCUACGUGAAUACUGGUUUUGGGCGUGCGAGCAGAUCCGCCGGGGCUUCCGAAGUUUUCAGCAGACGACGCGCUUCGCGCCCUAGGCGCACUCUUUCCCAGCCAAAUCACGCGCAGACGACUUCACGCCUGCGCAUAAUCGAACCGUCGACGAACAAGAAAGAAAAGCGUCUGCCGUUAUCCCGCGCGGGACCAGUUGACUGAGCGCCUCUGGCAAAGACUGUCAAGAGAGUGUCGAGUGAAGUUGCGCGGCUUGACUUGCGAUUGUGUACCUCGGCGUCCGGGAAUUCACAAACCAAAAACAAAACUCGCGAUACGGUCGUCCAGGAGUCGUGUGGAAGAGGAGACGUCGUCUGCUUGGCAACAAGUUGGAUUGCGAUGACAACGGGUGCUGAACAGCCUCUGUGACAGCCGACGACACCAAAGCUCGGACAGAGCCACUGAAAACCCGGAACGAUCUGCACGUUUCCUGUCCCCGGCUCCGCGAUGAACUGGAAAUGGGUCCGCCUUGCCGUGCUCGUGGCAGUUAUAGUGCUCAUUGCUGUUAUCCUGUACCUGCUGCUGCACCGAGAUGCGUCUGUCUGCUACCCUGACACUCGUGGGGACACGUGUUACCAUGGAAACCAGGGUGCCUACCGCCUCUAUGGCACCAAGACCGACUACCGGGUCCUGGUCAAGAUGUACGAGCUGGACAAACAGCGCGAAUACAUCUUGCCGGGAUGCACAGCACGAGGGCUGUUCCUCUACAACCGUCACACCACACGCUACCCUGACCGAGAGGACAUUGUCAAGAUGGUGGAAGCUUUGCCUCGACUGCAGCGCGCUGUCUUGGACUCUGCAAACAACAGCAGGGUUCACCUAUGCGAGAAAGACAUACAGGCACUCUCCAACUGGACGAUGAAAUUCAAGCCUGACGACGACAACCAUGUGACAGAGUCGGGCAAGGAGAUCUCAGCCGAUCAAGCGAAGCGCUUCUUGACUCGGUUCCCGCAGCUCUUCAGCAAGUUCAACGCUAGUGACUAUGUGGUGGGCUUUACAAGUCGAGUCCGCACGCAGGAAACCGCAGAGGCAUUCCUCAAGUCUCUCCUUUCACAGCAGGAGUACGCCGAGGUUAAGAAAAACUUUCUCAGUCCGCAAGAUGACGUUCUGCAGUUCCACAAAGAGUGCAACAAACUCAUCAAGGACAAGGAAGACACCCCAGCUGCUGUAGAAGCCUUCGAAAAGGGGCCUUACAUGAAGAGACUGCUGGACAGGCUCAGCUGGCGGCUGGGCUUCAAUGUUACCAAAGGCGACCUGAAGAUGUUGCUGCGUGCGUGCAUGUUUGAGUAUUCAAUCUACGACCAGUCCCCCUGGUGCUCCGUCUUCACCGAGGACGACCUCAAGGCCGUUGAGUUCAAGGACGACUUGGACGACUACUACGAGGACGGCUACGGCGUCGAGCGCAACUACGCCCAAGCAUGCCCAGUUAUAAAGGAGCUUGUGGACCGACUUGAAAUUAUGGCCAGUGAUCCAAGCCACCCAAACAAGGUCCUCUAUUUUUCACAUGCGGGCGGAUUCAAGAAAGUGAUCGCACGUCUCGGUCUGAAACGCGACGCGAGUCCGCUCCAGGCCGACGGCCUGUGCACGCAGGCAAACCGGGAGUGGCGGUCAAGCCUGCUCUGCCCAUUCAAUGGCAACGUUGCAUUCGUCCUCUACAAGUGUACCGGAGGCCAGCACGAGGUCGUGACCUUUCUGAACGAGCAACCCGUAAACCUCCCUGGCUGCACUGAUCACCAUUGCCCCCUCGCGACCUUUGUGGACCGCUACAAGAAAUAUGCGAGUUCGUGCAACUUGACUCAGAUAUGCUCGGUGUGAGCUGUGCGCCGUCCACGAAACCACCAAAGACAAAAUCUUGAACUCGUGCCUCGACAGAGUGCAGUGUUAUGUUUGUUGACGUUUGCUGUAGUAAAACUGUGGCAUCUGGCUUUUUAUUUUUAAUUUUGUUCUAAUAUAUUCUGUAUCGUAAAAUGUUUUCGAAAAUGGUUGAUGUGUCAAAGUUUGCAUAAAACUUGUAUUAACAAUGGCUGAGCAAUGGAUGUCUCCUGAGCCAAGUUUUUGACAAGGGGACUUUGUUUUCGUCCAAAUAUUGAAGACUUGUUUGACCAAGACAGGUCCUGUUGUCAAAACAUCAGCUUUGACUUGUUCGUGUACCUCUGUCUUGUUUUCAUAAAAUUUUGGGCAUUUAUACCUUUUCAUGUGCAUUUCCUGUGCCACUGCUUGCCUUGACAAGAGACUUUAAAACAGCUUGUGUGCGAUGAUCUUGGCACCGUGUUUAUGUCCUACCUCUUGUGACAAAAACAUUGAGAUACCAUUUCUGGUCAUGACAACGGUAUGUGAAUUACUUUGUGUAUACCGUUUGCGCAUUUUGCACUAAAGACGUCACAAUAUUGCCUUAUACUUAAUUUCUGAGUAGUGUACAGAUUCGCAAUGUCACAGGGCUGGUAUAACGUAAGGAUUCAUUUGGCUGAAUUUUAUUCCUUUCUUUUUUUAUCAAGUGCCACUCACGAGCGGCCGAUUCUGAUGAUAGCUUAGUCCGAGAAUUGCUCUGACCACCUAAGAAAUGCAAAUAGAGAAAUAGAAUUGGAAUAAAAUUGUUACAUUAUUACAAUCCUGAAUGCUACUUGCAUAAUAGGAAACUAUCUUGUCUGCUUCAGUCAUGAGUCGCUUCUACGCUCGGAACUCUGCUUUUCCAUUAUUUUUGCAAAUCUGCAUCUCACUUAUCAGUACCGAAAAGACAGGCAGUAAGUUAGCAAAGAAAUACACAUUCCCAUGACACAUUGAAGAUUCUGUGUGUUAGGCAUGUUCACAUGGUAACUUCACCACUAUUUAGUAUUUAUAGUCUUGUACCAUCUUUCAUUACAGAAAAUUAGUAGCUGUACAACCCUCACCUGGUCACAUACUUGAUCAGAAAAGCAUUCCAUUAGGUUACUAUGUUGAUCCAUAUUACAAGCACUUAUCAUCCCAUUCACAUCACUGUUCUAUGUAAAACAUUGAGUUUCCUUUUUUGUGAUAAAAUUUUUUUUGCUUAGUGGAUGCUUCUGAAGAUGUGGCAAACUUCAUCAAAAUUUGCUGCAUCUUUCGGACUCUGUGCCCUUCGUACUUUAAACGCAUCUGUAACUUGUUUCCACUGAGAUGUGUUCUAGCAUAAUGAACUGUCUACAUGAGUGACAUGCUAAUCCCUCCCAACCUGUGUAAUGUGCCUUAAGAAGCUGUCAAAUAUUUUGCGAAGCAAUGGGCCUGUCAUUCUUUCUGGUGUCUUCGUUGUUGAAACACAACUAGCAGGUUGUCCAGCUUUAAUUCUUGGCAUGGCAGAACAAUGUGUUUAUGUUAUUAGCGUAGAAAUAACUCCACGCAUUAAAUUAAAUAAAGUUGUAUUUUGAUACCAA
Dermacentor albipictus is the source of this 3459-nucleotide messenger RNA. RefSeq names its product multiple inositol polyphosphate phosphatase 1-like. The record is from RefSeq and is a predicted model, not a curated record. NCBI's taxonomy places the organism in Eukaryota, Metazoa, Arthropoda, Arachnida, Ixodida, Ixodidae. Gene Ontology annotation, molecular function: inositol phosphate phosphatase activity; acid phosphatase activity.